Messenger RNA from Racocetra fulgida, 504 nucleotides. The record is from the annotation of a GenBank genome assembly. NCBI's taxonomy places the organism in Eukaryota, Fungi, Glomeromycota, Glomeromycetes, Diversisporales, Gigasporaceae.
UAAUCUCUUUGCUCGUUUGCACGGUAAUACUUUACCAUUCGGUGGAAUCAAAGUCUUAAUAAUUGGUGACCUUGCACAACUACCCCCUGUAAGCGGUGCCCAAGUGUUUCGAUCCCCUGUUUGGUCUGAAUUUUUUCUCAUCUUUUUAACCACCCCUCGUAGACAAAAUGUUGAUAUAACAUUUUAUAAUAUAUUAAAUGAGAUUCGAAAUGGAUUCAUAUCAAAUAAUACGUUACAAACAAUUAAUGAUAAAAUAAAAUCUCCAUCUUCACGCACCCCUAUUGAUAUUACGCACUUAGUUGGAUUCUGUUCCAUGGCUGAUAACAUAAAUAAGUUAGCAUGUCUAACUUUACCUCAAGAACCAGAAGAUCCUGAACCCAUUAUCUCAACUGCUAUUGAUCAUAUUGACAAUCAAGAAUGGGAUGCAGUUGAAAAUGAUCAUAAUUUUCGCCAACAUACAAAUCUACCUGCAACUUUAAUUUUACAAAAGGGUGCCCGUAUAAU